Messenger RNA from Capsicum annuum, 1762 nucleotides. Its product is annotated as lysM domain-containing GPI-anchored protein 1. The transcript is spliced from 5 exons. The record is from RefSeq and is a predicted model, not a curated record. Lineage: Eukaryota; Viridiplantae; Streptophyta; Magnoliopsida; Solanales; Solanaceae. Bases 327 to 1568 code for a protein of 413 amino acids.
ACUGUCUGGAUGAACCGGCGCACACUUUAUGCUGCACCUUUGUCUCCUCCAUUUGCUUUUUCCACAAUUUGCUUCUUUCUUUCAAAUUAAACUAUACUUUCUUUCUUCCCUUACCAAAAAACCUCCAUCCCCUGCCGCUGGCCCUCAUCACUUUCACUCCGUACCCCUCCCCACCCUAUUCAAGAAACCUCUUUACUCUCUCCAAUCCCAAAUCCUCCCAUUUUUCUUCUACUGAAACACAAUCAAGAAUUCUUUUUUUUUGGUGUGUGUGUUUCUGCUAAGCAAGAAAAUUAGUGUACAGAGGUACCAAAGUUUGUCUGGGAAAAAUGCUACAUUUCUUGUUCCUGCUGUUGAGCUUGAGCUUCAUCCACCCCACAACCUCAAAAUCUACUAUUGAGCCAUGUUCCAACUCUGACACAUGCUCUUCCCUUCUUGGUUACUCUCUUUAUACUGACCUUAAGGUUUCUGAAGUGGCCUCACUCUUUCAGGCCGACCCGAUCUCUCUUCUCACUACAAAUGCUAUUGAUAUCUCAUACCCAGAUGUUGAAAACCAUAUACUUCCAGCUAAGUUAUUCCUUAAAGUCCCUAUUACUUGUUCUUGUGUGGAUGGGAUCUUUAAGUCUGCCUUUGUUCAUUACAAGACUAGGCCUUCUGAUACUCUGUCUUUGAUUGCUGACACUAUCUAUGGUGGUCUUGUUUCUGCUGACCAGAUCAAGGAAGGAAACCCCAAUGCUGUGGGUCCUGACCCUUCAGUGCUCAGUGUUGGAGCCAACCUUUGGAUUCCUCUUCCUUGUACUUGCUAUAAUGGGACUGAUAAUAAUCUUCCUGCUAUUUACAUGUCCUAUGUUGUUAGACCUGUAGAUACUCUUGCAGGGAUUGCUGCUAGGUACUCCACCACUCUCACUGACCUUAUGAAUGUCAAUGCAUUAGGGGCUCCUUCUAUUAAGGAGGGUGACAUUCUUUCAAUUCCCUUGUCUGCGUGUACAUCUAGCUUCCCAAGAUCUGCCUCAGAUUAUGCCUUAUCUGUUGCGAAUGGGAGCUAUGCUAUUACUGCUAGCCACUGUGUGCAAUGCAGUUGUGGACCAGGGAGCCGGAAUUUGUACUGCAUGCCAGCUUCCUUUGCAGUUUCUUGCUCAAGCAUGCAGUGCAAGAACAGCAAUCUCAUGCUCGGAAAUGUCACUGUACAACAGAUUGGUGGUGGUUGCAAUGUGACUUCUUGCAAUUAUGGAGGCGUUGUUAAUGGAACCAUCAUCACUACAUUAUCCACAUCUCUUCAACCUCGAUGCCCUGGAUCCCAACAAUUUCCUCCGCUUGUUGCCCCACCUACAUCAGUAGGCCCAGACUCAAUGUUUGCUCCUGCUCCUUCACCUUCUGAAUCUGGUGGUGUUCCCAAUGAUGGUCCACAUACUUCUAUGGUGCCGUCAUCUGGAUCAAUCAUAGCAUUUCCACCUUCAGGUGGACCAAGUGGAAGUGCAUCUUCUGCUUCCUUGUUGAACCCUUUUGUUAGUUUUCCACUUGCAGUUUUCUUGUGCUUGUCUAUGAAAUAUGCGAUCUCACAUCCAUUAUAGUUCUCAUGAGUUGUGGAUGACCAGGUGAGGGAUUUUUCCCUUGUUAGAUUAAAGAGGAAGGAUGUGGAAUUUUGUGUUGCUUUUUGUCCUACAGGUGUAGUUUUCACUUGAAUGUUGUAGGGUGUACUAUUUAUUGCUCCCAAAUUCUGAAUUAAUUGUGAUUUUUUUUUAAUGAAUUUUUAUUGUAACCCUCA